AGCGUACGCCUCCAUUAGGAUAGGUCUACUGAACUAUGGACCCGGGGGAAAAGCGGCAACCGAAAAAAUAAUCCGUGUAAAAAGCGCAGUCAGCACGGCUAGCGGAGAACUAUUUACCGGCUCCUCCAUUUCUUCCUCUCACCCGCCGCCCACGUCGCUGUGUGCGCGCCUCACGUUCACCUCAGGCUGCCCCGGGGGCGCGCAGGAGCCAAUCUCCUAUUGGAAGGCUAGGGAGAGGUGGAAAAGGCGUGCUCGUUCCCCGACGUCAUCUACGAAAUGCACCGUGGCGAGGACGCGCACGGUCCUGCCUCCUCCUAAUAUCAGCUGAGGGGAAGAAGUAGGGCGCGCUCCCGCCUUAGGUUUGAAAUGUGGGGCACGGUUACCUCUUGAACGGACACCGCCAUUUAAACCGGGGGCGCGCAUCUCGUGGACGGCGGGACUCGAGGCGCGGUCUCUGUCCAGUGUGUCUCGGCGCCGGGAGGCGCUCGGUUUCCUAGGGAUGGCGGAGCGGCGGCCCUGAGAUGUAGAGCGGCCGCCUGCUUGCCGCGGUCCAUUGAUGAUAGGGGGAGCCCCGGGUGUCACCUUCGUGUCUGUCUCGGUGUCAUUGUGAGAGGAUUUGUGUAGCCAUCCUCUGCUCGGGACCUAAUACCUCCCCGGCUGGACGUCGCUCGUACAGUUCUUCGGUGGUCUGGUGGAAAUCCCCCCUCAGGACCAUGGCCGACGACGACGUGCUGUUUGAAGAUGUGUAUGAGCUGUGUGAGGUGAUUGGGAAGGGUCCAUUUAGUGUCGUCCGACGAUGUAUCAACAGAGAAACUGGACAGCAGUUUGCUGUGAAAAUUGUAGAUGUUGCAAAGUUUACAUCAAGUCCAGGAUUAAGCACAGAAGAUUUAAAGCGAGAAGCCAGCAUAUGUCACAUGCUGAAACAUCCACACAUUGUUGAGCUCUUGGAGACAUAUAGCUCUGAUGGAAUGCUCUACAUGGUCUUCGAAUUCAUGGAUGGAGCAGACCUGUGCUUUGAAAUUGUAAAGCGAGCCGAUGCUGGUUUUGUGUACAGUGAAGCAGUUGCCAGUCACUACAUGCGACAGAUUCUAGAAGCUCUGCGCUACUGUCACGAUAAUAAUAUCAUUCACAGAGAUGUAAAGCCGCACUGUGUACUCCUCGCUUCAAAAGAAAAUUCUGCCCCUGUCAAGCUUGGAGGUUUUGGAGUUGCAAUACAAUUGGGAGAGUCUGGUUUAGUAGCAGGAGGUCGAGUAGGAACACCGCACUUUAUGGCUCCAGAGGUGGUUAAAAGAGAACCUUAUGGGAAACCUGUAGAUGUCUGGGGAUGUGGUGUCAUUCUUUUUAUCCUGUUAAGUGGCUGCUUGCCUUUUUAUGGCACAAAGGAAAGAUUGUUUGAGGGGAUUAUUAAAGGAAAAUAUAAGAUGAAUCCCCGACAAUGGAGCCAUAUAUCUGAAAGUGCUAAAGACUUGGUGCGCCGCAUGCUUAUGCUGGACCCUGCAGAAAGGAUAACUGUCUAUGAGGCACUCAAUCACCCCUGGCUAAAGGAAAGAGAUCGCUAUGCUUACAAGAUCCAUUUGCCAGAAACUGUAGAACAACUAAGAAAAUUUAAUGCAAGGAGGAAAUUAAAGGGGGCAGUUUUAGCUGCUGUGUCUAGCCACAAAUUCAACUCGUUUUAUGGGGAUCCCCCUGAGGAAUUACCUGAUUUUUCUGAAGAUCCAACUUCAUCAGGACUACUAGCUGCAGAAAGAGCUGUGUCUCAAGUACUUGAUAGCCUGGAGGAGAUCCAUGCACUAACAGACUGCAGCGAGAAGGACCUUGAUUUCCUGCAUAGUGUUUUCCAAGACCAGCACUUGCACACACUUCUAGAUCUUUAUGACAAAAUCAAUACAAAGUCUUCACCACAAAUCAGGAAUCCUCCGAGUGAUGCUGUACAGAGAGCCAAAGAGGUUUUGGAAGAGAUAUCUUGUUACCCGGAGAAUAAUGAUGCAAAAGAGCUGAAACGUAUUCUGACACAACCUCAUUUCAUGGCCUUACUACAAACUCAUGAUGUGGUAGCCCAUGAAGUUUACAGUGACGAAGCAUUAAGAGUUACACCACCGCCAACAUCUCCCUAUUUAAACGGAGAUUCUCCAGAAAGUGCAAAUGGUGACAUGGACAUGGAAAAUGUUACGCGGGUCCGUUUAGUACAGUUCCAGAAGAAUACAGAUGAGCCAAUGGGAAUAACUCUAAAGAUGAAUGAGCUGAACCACUGCAUUGUUGCCAGAAUUAUGCAUGGAGGGAUGAUUCACAGGCAAGGUACCCUCCAUGUUGGUGAUGAAAUACGGGAAAUAAAUGGAAUUAGUGUAGCAAAUCAGACGGUGGAACAGCUUCAAAAGAUGCUGAGAGAAAUGAGGGGCAGUAUCACAUUCAAGAUUGUUCCGAGUUACCGCACUCAGUCGUCUUCAUGUGAGAGAGAUUCCCCCUCUACAUCCAGACAGUCCCCAGCUAAUGGUCAUAGCAGCAUUAACAAUUCUAUUUCGGACAUACCAUCAACUACUCAAUCAAAAGGACGACAGAUAUAUGUUAGAGCACAAUUUGAAUAUGAUCCAGCAAAGGAUGAUCUAAUACCCUGUAAAGAAGCUGGCAUCAGGUUUAGAGUUGGCGACAUUAUUCAAAUCAUUAGUAAAGAUGAUCACAACUGGUGGCAAGGCAAACUAGAAAAUGCUAAAAAUGGUACUGCCGGGCUUAUACCUUCUCCUGAGCUACAGGAAUGGAAUGGUACUGCCGGGCUUAUUCCUUCUCCUGAGCUACAUGAAUGGCGUGUUGCCUGCAUUGCAAUGGAAAAGACAAAACAAGAGCAGCAAGCCAGCUGUACUUGGUUUGGCAAGAAAAAGAAGCAGUAUAAAGACAAAUACUUGGCAAAGCACAACGCAGUCUUUGACCAACUAGAUCUGGUAACUUACGAAGAGGUAGUGAAGCUACCAGCCUUCAAAAGAAAAACACUAGUCCUCCUAGGUGCACAUGGUGUUGGCAGACGACACAUAAAGAAUACAUUAAUUACUAAACAUCCUGACAGAUUUGCUUACCCUAUCCCACAUACAACCAGACCUCCAAAGAAAGAUGAAGAAAAUGGAAAAAAUUACUUCUUUGUAUCCCACGACCAAAUGAUGCAGGAUAUCUCCAACAAUGAAUAUCUGGAAUAUGGCAGCCAUGAGGAUGCAAUGUAUGGGACAAAACUGGAAACAAUACGAAAGAUUCAUGAACAGGGACUUAUUGCAAUACUUGAUGUAGAACCUCAGGCUCUAAAAGUCUUGAGAACAGCCGAAUUUGCUCCUUUUGUGGUCUUCAUAGCUGCACCUACUAUUACCCCAAGCAUCAGUGAGGAUGAAUCUCUUCAACGACUGCAGAAAGAGUCAGAAAUUCUUCAGAGAACAUAUGCACACUACUUCGAUCUAACAAUUAUCAACAAUGAGAUUGAUGAAACUAUUAGACAUCUGGAGGAAGCCAUUGAGCUUGUGUGCACGGCACCACAAUGGGUUCCUGUAUCCUGGGUCUAUUAGACCAUUUUCAAGGGAACUGUCGGUGUUUUAUUACUUCAAAAUCACCUUUUGCAGUACUUGGAGAAUCCUCUCUGUUGGCAUUCUGUCAACUGGUCUUGGCCCCUAGAGACUACCUAAAUGUAGUGUGAUCUAAAUUUAUAAUUAUUGUCAUGUUCUAAUAGGUGGGAAGGAAAACAAAGCAAACUUUCAGUGCAAAUUUAAAGAGACAGUAUCUGAGUAUUUUUAAAGGGAAUCUGUCAGUGCCCUGGCAUGAUACAUGCUGCAGACAGUGUGAUAUAGCUGUUUGUACAAUAAAUUUAAUACCACCUUUGUUGUAGUUUUCCAUGUUGUAAAAAUUGCACUUUAUAUAUACUAUGAAGAGAGAAAGAGGCGUUCACCAGCCUCAUCAGUGCCCCGCGAUCUGGCAUAGCUUCUUUCCCUUUCCUUACUCUCAUUGAUUAGUAUGCAAGCCUCACAUCAAAGUGUCACACCAUCACUGUUCAUUUAAAGGGCCACGCACAGUUUUAACAGCCUCAGGCUCUCACUGCACAUGUGCUGCCCUUUGAAUCAACAGAGCUGACACAAGACUUGGAUUCAUAUUAAUCGACAAACGGGGAAGGAGCGGUGAGGUGUGCUGGCGAAUGUCUGCUUUUUCAUAAAAGAGAGAAAAUGCUUUUUUCUCUGUUUUUACAACAUUUGACAGCUACGACAAAAGUAUUAUUCUAUUUGUUGUACAAGCAGCUGUAUCAUACGUGUCAGCAGCUUGGAUCAUGUCAGAGCACUAAUAGAUUCCCUUUAACCUUUCUUUUUCCUCCUAGAUUGUAUUAAAUUAUACCCUUUUAAAACAUAUGCAUCAUUCACUCCUUUUGAAUGUUAUAUUUUUUUUAAACCAUAGCUUUUUGUUUUAAAGGCCUCUGAAAACUGCACAAGUGAUAUGCUGCUUUCUAUAAUCUAUUUUAAUAUAGGGGGAAUUUGGUUACCUUCGUAAAGGUGGAACACUACAUUUUUUUUUUUAGUCUUAAGUCAUUCAUUCAAUAGGAAAGGCACUAUUUAAUUUAUUUACACAAAUAGCCUUCAUCUAUUGGAAGAGGAGAUACCACAUAUUUUAAUGGCCUUUUCAUUUAAGAUCUUUUCUUUAAAGUAUUUACUGCUUACAAUUGUUUUGAUACUGUCUCUUUGAAGAAAACUCUAAACAAUAUAGAAAUUUGAAAGUGGGUCUUAAUGCAUGUGGACAGUCGCAAGCGUUUAUACUGUUGGUGUAUCUGUGUUGAACAAAUCUGUAACUUACAGAAACAUACAUUCCGUUCAUGGGAAUUCGUACCCGAGGGAAUUAAUUACAAUUAUUAUAACCAAGUUGUAAACCUAUGCACAUCCCUUGCAUUUUGGGCAACUUUAUAAAAACAAAAGAUUUUUAUUAAUCAUGUAGUGUAAUGUGUUUGUAAUUUUGUCAAUUUAAUUUGUUGUAAACAGGGGAAAGUAACAGCUGACUUUUAUUUUUAAUUUUUUUGCCAUUUCAAAUCUUUGUUGUCAAGAAGAGUAUUAAUGUUUUAAUUGAGAAAACGUCAAAAUGCUUUUCUUUUUUAAUGCAUUGUAAUUGUUCAAAAUGCACAAAAUAUGAUUUAUGUAAAAGAUGGUUUUGGGGACCGAUAUCAAACCAAUAUUCCAUUUUAUCUUAAAAAAAAAAAAAUUAUGAAAUAAAAUUGCCCUGUAAAUCCAUUAGCUAAGUGGAAUCAAAGUUACACUUGACCAAUAUUUUAUUUUUAAAUAUAUUUCCUUUUAUGUGAUUAUAUGCUUUUGGGUCAUUUAUUGUAUCAGAAAUUAAUUUUAUAAUUCUUUUGGCACAGCAGAUUGUGCAAAUAAUUUGUCUUACAGGUUGCACAUUACAUGUGCUCUUUGGGAAGUUGAUGGGUUGAAUUUUGCCCAAUCUCGUUAAUACUUGUUUCUAUUGGCACAGUUAUAAUUGCUAAAGCACAAAAUAUACAGUACAUUAAAGUCACUAGAGGUUUAUUCAUAACCUAUCAAGUUACAAAACAUGGCAUCCAACACAAGUAAUCAUCAUUUUUAGGGAUAAGGCCUUUCUGGGUAGAGGCAAUCUGUUUGCUGAAUUUGCAAAAGAUCCGUUUUACUCUUAUGUAUUAUUCAUUUUUAUCUAUUUUUUCUUUAUUCAAGAAGUACUUUCAUUUUGACAAAAAAUCUUAAUUCUCCUUUUGUAGAUACAUCAAUCCUUCUGUAGAUUAGAACCUCUCAUAAGCGCAUGUUGGUGUUGAAGGAGAAAAGCACUCCAUUUGUAUAACUGUAAACCAAAAAUGUAGUGUCUUUGUCCAACACAUUUUGUUAAAUCUAACAAUAUGGAAUAUUUUGACAUUUUGAUUUCUUCAUUUGUAGUCUUGUACAUCUGAAAGUUAACUGUAAAUGUCCAUAAAAAUCUUUCUGCUCAAGGAUGGCUGAUUAGGGUAAAUAGUGAAAACAAAUCACCAUGAGAGUAUAAAUAAAAUCAGAUUUAUUUUGUCCUGUGCUAUUUUUUAUUUCUGACUCCUAUUUCUAUUUAACAGCUACUAUACUGUAUAUAUUGAUCGUUAUGAUCUCACAUUUAACUAUAUUAAAGUUAAACACUGCAUUGAGUGACAAUUUUUUUUUCAUAUUUUUAAUCCAGAAUAUUUUAAAGUUGUGAAUAUUCCAAUAUAAAAUCCUACCCAUAAAUACAUUUUAAAAACCUCAAAUGAGAGUUCAAUGUAUCUGGUGUCAAUUUACUUUUGAAUUACUGAAUUUCUUUUCAUUCACAAUGGGGUUUUUUAUAAAUAAAAAAAAAUCAGGAAUAUAAUUUAUUUUUCUUAUCAGUUGUAGUUUCUAAUAUAACAGCCUCUCAUCCUUAUAAAAAUAAUUGGAUGGGGAAAUUACUGGUGCUAGAGAAACAAAAUUACUACGUGUUGCAAACUAGGUUUCUCACUUUAAAAUACAAUGUCUAUUACUUUCUUAGGCUUCCUAAUAUCAGUAUCUGUUUAAAUAUCUUGCCAAGAAAAUGUUUCUUUUCAGUGCCUGUUACAUCACAGUACAAAAUAAUUAAAAUCUGUAAAUUAUUUAAUGUGCGAUUCAUCAAUCUUGUAAUUUCAUUUAGAAAUGCUAUCACAUCCAUUAUAGUGAAUGUUGGGGAUUUGUUGUCAUUGCAGUAACCCGCUCCAGGCAAAGGGCUACAUCACUGCUAAUAAAUGAAACAUGUAAUGAAUUGCACUGUUAAAAAAGAAAUAAAAAAAUUACAAUGCUACUUUUUAUUAAGGUGCCACACUCCCCUAGAGGUAAAGUCUUCGGCCGGAUGGGAUUAAACCAUUGACAAACACCAACCACUGUCUUUGUGAAAAAGUAUGUACAUUUGAAUAGAAUAUGCUGUGAAGAAAAGCUGUACAUUAGUUCAUAAGUCAUAAGAAAGCAGAUUCUGUCACUUUGUAAGAUUGGUUAAUCAGAAUUAAAGACAGGUGAAAGAUCUUUGCAACAUGUUA
Hyla sarda is the source of this 7012-nucleotide messenger RNA. RefSeq names its product calcium/calmodulin dependent serine protein kinase (gene CASK). The coding region runs from base 714 to 3539 and encodes 941 amino acids. Gene Ontology annotation, biological process: regulation of neurotransmitter secretion; protein phosphorylation. Gene Ontology annotation, molecular function: signaling receptor binding; protein kinase activity; ATP binding. Lineage: Eukaryota; Metazoa; Chordata; Amphibia; Anura; Hylidae. The transcript has 28 exons. Gene Ontology annotation, cellular component: basolateral plasma membrane; cell-cell junction; plasma membrane. The record is from RefSeq and is a predicted model, not a curated record.